Sclerotinia sclerotiorum 1980 UF-70 is the source of this 1977-nucleotide messenger RNA. RefSeq lists its product as hypothetical. NCBI's taxonomy places the organism in Eukaryota, Fungi, Ascomycota, Leotiomycetes, Helotiales, Sclerotiniaceae. Gene Ontology annotation, biological process: nucleobase transport; transmembrane transport. The transcript is spliced from 3 exons. The record is from RefSeq and is a predicted model, not a curated record. Bases 1 to 1977 code for a protein of 658 amino acids. Gene Ontology annotation, cellular component: plasma membrane. Gene Ontology annotation, molecular function: nucleobase transmembrane transporter activity.
AUGUCCGUCUUCAAAUAUGAAGUUGAUGAGUCCAGGGACGCUAGCGGUACUAGACUAGACGACGAAUUCACGCCGUUACUUACUACCAGUGGUCCGUCGAAGAUCCAAGAAAGUGUAACCGGUACGACGUCACACAAAAACACUUCAUUGCAUCACAGAAAUACAUUCGCUUCCAUUUCUAAACGUUCUUCCUCCUCCUCUUCCUCGAGUCGUUCAAGUAUUUAUUUCAGAGAUAUUACAUUUCAUUCUUCCGACGAAUCGAGCGACUGCUUUCUCGACUACAUCAUGGAGAAAGUUAGAAAUACAAGGCUUGGUUACUGGGCCGAUAAAUUGGCAGUAGAGAGCGAACCCGGCUUGACAAAUGCUCAACUCAUGUUAAACAACCAUGAUUUGAAGCCUGUCGAACCAGAACGUAGACAAUGGGGAGCGUGGAAUUUUGUAGGAUUUUGGGUCGCGGAUUCUUUUAAUAUUAACACUUGGAUGAUAUCAUCGAGCAUGAUCGUUGCGCCCAGCGGUCUAUCUUGGUGGCAAUCAUGGCUUUGUGUAUGGAUUGGUUAUUCCAUUGCAGCUUGCUUCAUUGUACUCACGGCCAGAAUCGGUGCCACUUAUCACCUUUCCUUCCCGGUUGUCGCUCGAUCAUCUUUCGGUAUCUGGGGUGCUCUAUGGCCUGUCUUCAAUCGUGCAGCCAUGGCUUGUAUUUGGUACGGAGUGCAGUCUUGGAUUGGAGGAGAGUGCGUUCAAUUGAUGAUCUCUGCCAUCUGGCCAUCAUUCACCAAAGUGCACAAUGGAAUUCCUGAUUCUGGAACAAACACGGCGGCUUUUAUAUCCUUCUUCAUCUUUUGGCUUUGCUCACUUCCAGCGAUUUGGUUCCCGGUUCACAAGAUUCGUCAUUUGUUUACAGUCAAGGCAUAUGUGGUACCAGCUGCAGGCAUUGCAUUUUUCAUCUGGGCUAUCGUUCGCGCAAAGGGUCUUGGUCCAAUCGUCAAACAGGGAAAUACAACACAUGGAAGUACAAUGGCGUGGUACAUGGUUACAGGAAUCAUGUCUUCCAUCGCCAACUUUGCAACUCUCAUCGUGAAUAGCCCGGAUUUCGCACGCUUUGCUCGAAAACCCAGAGAUGCUUUCUGGUCACAACUCAUUACCAUCCCCGUAGGUUUCGCGGUUACAUCUUUCAUCGGUAUUAUUGUUUCCUCGUCUUCAACCGUCAUCUUCGGUGAAGCUAUCUGGAAUCCUCUCGAACUCCUUCAAUCAUUCCUCAAUGAAGGUAGAUCUGGAAAUCGUGCCGGUGUAUUCUUCAUCGCAACUGCAUUUGCUCUUGCCCAGCUCGGUACUAAUAUCGCAGCCAAUUCCGUAUCUGCAGGUACAGAUAUGACAGCUCUUCUUCCACGCUACAUCAACAUCCGUCGUGGUGGAUACAUCUGCGCCAUCGUAGGCCUAGUCAUGUGUCCCUGGAAUCUUCUCUCUAGCGCCAACAAUUUCACGACCUACCUCUCCGCUUAUUCAGUCUUCCUAUCCUCCAUCGCCGGUGUCAUUGUCGCAGACUACUACGCCGUACGUAAAGGCUACCUACAAGUUCGCAACCUCUAUUCCGCUAAGAAAACCUCUCCAUACUACUAUAGCCUCGGUAUUCACUGGAGAGGCUACGCAGCUUACAUCGCUGGAAUCCUCAUCAACAUCGUCGGAUUCGUAGGAGCAAUUGGAAAAGAAGUACCCGCGGGCGCAACAUACAUCUAUAAGUUAAAUUUCUUCUGCGGAUUUAUUGUUGCAGGAGGUGUAUAUUGGACUCUAUGUAAAUUCUUUCCGGUCCCUGCCACUAGCGAUAUCUGGAUGGAAGUCGGAGAUGAACUCGAUGAUCCGAGUAUGGCUUAUGCUGGAGAGGAAGGAAGUGACUUUGAUGGGGAAACGGGGAAGGGUGGACAUGAAAGGGUAAAGAGUAUGGGUAGUGGGAAGAAAAAUGAUGUAGAUUUGGAGGCUUGA